GGAGGAAGCGGUGGCGCUGGGCCGGGCCGGGCCGGGCCGGGCUGGAGGGAGACUUGUUUUCCAACGCCCGAGGGUGUCCCGGGACCACAACUUCCGAGCGCCCAAGGGUGCCGCAGACCCCCGGCUGUGGGUGCCCCGGGACCCGGCCAGCGAUGCCCAUCCCGCACCUGCACUCGAUGCUGGAGCUGCUCCCGUUCCUGCUGCUCCUGUUCCUGCUACUCACCCUCAUCCUCGCCUUCGUCUACACCCAGCGGCCCGACCCCGACCCCGACUCCAAGCGCAUCUGAGCCGCUCCGGGGCCCCGCACCGCCCGCCAGUGGCUGUCCGUCACAUGACCCAAAGCAGGAACCAUGGAGAAUUCAACCGGCGAGGAGUACAAGAUCCAGUCAUUCGAUGCUGACACACAGAAGCUGCUGAAGAUGGCACUGAAAGAACCAGCUUCAGUGGACCUGGAGAAAGUGGCCUCGGUGAUCGUCGAACAGUCCAUGAAGGACCUGGUGUUCAGUAAGGAAGCUGGCCGCAUCUGCUACACCAUUGUCCAGGCUGAGAACAAACAGAGUGGGAACAGUAACUUCCGACGUUGUGUCCUGAACCGACUGCAGCAGGAGUUCCUGGUGAAGGAGCAGAUCCGGGAGAACUCGGUGAAUGCCUGGGUCUGCCUCGUCACCUUCAUCUGCAAUGUGUUUGAUUACCUGAAGGUCAAUAACAUGCCCAUGAUGGCACUGGUUAACCCCGUAUAUGACUGCUUGAUGCGCCUUGCCCAGCCUGACGCUCUGCAGAACGAAGAGGAGGUGGACUGUCUGGUGCAGCAGUUGCACCGUAUCGGAGAGCAGCUGCAGAAGACCAGCACGCAGCGGAUGGACGACCUCUUCUGCCUCUUGCGAGAUGGCUUCCUGCUGCAGGAGCGGCCCUCCUCGCUGUCCCGGCUCCUGCUGCUGGAGAUCAUCGAGUUCCGGGCAGGAGGGUGGAAGAUGUCCGACAGUGCCCAGAAAUACUACUACAGUGAGGUGGUGGACUGACGGGCGAGAGCGCUGACUUUAGCCUUGACACAAGGUGCUGUUUCAGAUUCUGAGGCUGCGGCUGCAUUGGAUAUUCACCAGCUGAGGGAGCUGUUGGUUCAAGUUCCCAUGCUUGAGGAUUUAACUUUCUUUUUGAUAACACUUUUUUAAAUAACAGUGAAUUGGGCUUUGGAUGGUUCUGGGUGUGGGCUACUGCUGCCUGUAGUUAAACUUCUACCUGAGGCUUGUUUCUGUGGCGGGCGGAUGCAUUUAUUGCCAACCAUCUGUGCAGGGUGAGUUCUCUGCCCAGCCCCAGCGCCCCUCUGCAGGCAGGGUCGAGGAGACCCUGGCCACUGCCGUGCACGGCGCAGAGUUCACUCACCGCACUCUGCUUGCACCUCCUGAGGUCCCUGUGCCCCAAGGGUGCCCCUCCCCUCUGCACAGACCGGACCACUGGACACUAAAUGCCCAGUGUUUACAAGCUUUAUUUUUUCAGAUUCUGAGGUCCACACCCAAUUCCCCAUGGGCCAGGCAGCCAUUAACCACAUUGGGUCUGGAGUCACAUACAAGCUAGACUGGGUUAGGGUGGCGGAUUUCCCUCUCCUGAUGGACAUUAGUCACAAGGAAGGGGGUCAGGCGGAGACAUUAACAAGUGCCUUGUUCUCCCCUGUCACUGCCCUCUUCCAUGGUCUGGUUGCAAAGAGCCUGGAGCCCAGAAACUACAUCUGACCAAGACCUGUUGCUCUCGGAUGCCACUGACUGCAGUGUCAACCAAGGAGGAGCCCACUCUGUCAGUCAGAAUGAUUGACAGCUGCAGAGAGGGCAACUCCUCCCCCAGUCCCUCCCUGCAGACGCUUAGCAUUAGUUACACUGAUCAGUUUUCAGAAGCUUUGUUUAAAUAAAGGAGCUGGUUUCACUUCACACAAGGUUGCACACCUUAUUACCCUUAAUUAAACCAACAACCGGUUGAAGGGUAAUCUGAGCUGCAAAGGACAGGAGGAAGCCAUUCGGCCCCUUGUCUGCUGCUCUAUCCCAUGGGACCGGUGCUGACCUGUAUCUCGUCCAUUUACCUGCUGCUCCAUGUUCUUUGAUGCGGAUAGCAAACUAAUCUACUAAACUUGAUGUUUGAAAGCUCCCGGUGAC
Pristis pectinata (smalltooth sawfish) is the source of this 2141-nucleotide messenger RNA. RefSeq names its product MIF4G domain containing b (gene mif4gdb). Gene Ontology annotation, molecular function: translation activator activity; protein binding; RNA binding. Gene Ontology annotation, biological process: regulation of translational initiation. NCBI's taxonomy places the organism in Eukaryota, Metazoa, Chordata, Chondrichthyes, Rhinopristiformes, Pristidae. The record is from RefSeq and is a predicted model, not a curated record. Bases 351 to 1019 code for a protein of 222 amino acids. Gene Ontology annotation, cellular component: cytosol. The transcript is spliced from 6 exons.